ACUUUUGUAGACGCUAUAUCUGACAUCGACAUUGAUCCUUAUUCAGCAGGCGACUGUCGCUUACGCUUCAACCACCAUUGCCCUCUUUGGACAAUGCGCAAGUGUCUUGAUCUCAAUCGUUCAGUAUCCGCCUUUGACCUCGCUCUUGAGCUCGCUGAUUAUCGUUACGCCGACCUACAAUGCUCAACCCAAUGCUCAAUUGCUGAUCUCGAUAUAUUCUACGAAUCAAUCGAUCCACGUCGGUUCUCCGAGUCGGGGUCGUAUUACGAUACAAUCCCCUCGAAAUCUGUUGUGGAUGCCGUCUAUCCUGCCGCGAGCCGGAUCAUGGGAAUCACUGUCGCAAGCUCCUCUAGGUAUAAAAGGGGGGAGCGGAGACACUGAGCUCUGACCGUGGCUCUAAGAGUCCCUUCACCUCACCAUGUCUGCUACACCUGUAAAGUACGUUCAGCUCGGAAAGAGCGGACUGCGUGUCUCCGUUCCCAUCGCUGGUGCGAUGAGCUACGGCAACCCGAAGUGGGGCGCAGAUCCCGAGGCAGGCGCAUGGGUCAAGGGCGCUGAGGAAGCUCUGCCUAUUCUCAAGACUGCUUGGGACCGUGGCAUCAACACCUUUGACACCGCUAAUGUAUACUCCAAUGGCGAGUCCGAACGGGUUCUCGCCCAAUUCAUUGAGACUUACAACAUCCCCCGCGAGGAGAUCAUCAUCGCGACCAAGUGCCAUGGUACUGUUUUGAAGGGCGAGCACAAGGACGCGGUCCCUUGGGCGGCGCCCCAACUCGCUCGUUCAAAGCAGUACGUCAACCAGAACGGGCUCUCGCGCGCGGCGAUCUUCAACGCGGUCGAGGGCUCGCUCGAGCGCCUUAACACGUCGUAUAUCGACCUCUAUCAGAUUCACCGCGCCGACCCCUCGACGCCGCCCGAGGAGACGAUGAAGGCGCUCCACGACCUCGUCCAGUCUGGGAAGGUUCGCUACAUUGGCGCGAGCUCGAUGCGCACUUGGCAGUUCGCCCUGCUGAACGAGGUUGCGGAGAAGAACGGGUGGACGAAGUUCGUGAGCAUGCAGGACGAGUACCACUUGCUCUACCGCGAGGAGGAGCGUGAGAUGUUCGCUUACUGUGACUAUCAUGGCAUCGGUGUGAUCCCAUGGUCGCCUCUCGGGGGAGGCGCCCUCGCCCGCCCACUGAACUCUGCCGAGACCGUACGCUCUAAGCUAAGAUCAGCGUUCAUGAAGCCAGACGCAGUCGACCCCGAAAUAAUCAAGCGCGUGGAGGAAGUCGCGAAGAAGCGCGGCUGGAAGAUGGCUCAGGUUGCUAUCGCGUGGGUCCAGCGCAGAGUCACUAGCCCUAUCGUCGGCAUCAACUCGAUCGACCGCGUCGACGACAGCAUCGUGACCGGCGAGCUCACGGACGAAGAAGUCAAAUAUCUUGAGGAACCGUACCAACCGAAGGCGGUGCGUGGGCAUGCCUAAACGUGUAUCGAUAACAAAGUCCAUGCGAUGGAAUUGUUGCUGUUCCGCGUAUAGUGCGUAUGUAUUUCGUGUCGAAAUGUCUCUGUACGCGAUACCCGGUAUGAUGCUUCCGCCAUCAAAGCCUGAUUCCACCUCGUUCUCCUGAUUGUCCUGAAUGUCCAGUCCAGCG
Schizophyllum commune H4-8 is the source of this 1634-nucleotide messenger RNA. RefSeq names its product Aldo/keto reductase. The transcript has 8 exons. Lineage: Eukaryota; Fungi; Basidiomycota; Agaricomycetes; Agaricales; Schizophyllaceae. The coding region runs from base 419 to 1465 and encodes 348 amino acids. The record is from RefSeq and is a predicted model, not a curated record.